Messenger RNA from Aspergillus uvarum CBS 121591, 1579 nucleotides. Its product is annotated as putative beta-1,6-glucan biosynthesis protein (Knh1). NCBI's taxonomy places the organism in Eukaryota, Fungi, Ascomycota, Eurotiomycetes, Eurotiales, Aspergillaceae. The record is from RefSeq and is a predicted model, not a curated record. Bases 498 to 1283 code for a protein of 261 amino acids. Gene Ontology annotation, biological process: (1->6)-beta-D-glucan biosynthetic process; cell wall biogenesis; fungal-type cell wall organization. The transcript has 4 exons. Gene Ontology annotation, cellular component: extracellular region.
UACCACGCUUGGUACAGUAGGUAGCAAGAUCAAAGCUGGAGGUAAGCUUAGUGGGUUUCCUAGGGGAGGGAGUGAUGACUAUAGGUUGGUACCUGUCCAUAUUCAAGAAGUAUCAUUACUCGACUAUACAACCCUCAUUGAAAAGUUCAUAAGAGAUGGGGUUAGUGUACGGAGUAUGAAGUUUAAUCAUGGAGAGUACAGUACGUACUAGGAUGUCAAUAUUUGACUACCUGACGGCCAUGAUCCCACUACGUGCCCUGUUCCUUUUCGGGAGCGCGUUCCUUGCUGCCAGCCAGGUGCAGAGGGAGCCAGCAUACCGUCGAUUGCAGGGGCAACGCAAGGGCGCGUCCAGUUCUCAACUCAUCAAGUCAUUCUGUUUGUUCAAUCUCUGUCUUCCAACUUAAUGUUACAGGCGAACUCGCAGAAUCAUCGCCCUCUAAAAAACUGAGCUCCCCUUGUGUUUGUUUCCAAUUUCCCUCUCUCUCUCUCAUCACACUAUGAUGGUCAGGCACUUGAUAUUGUUCCUUCUCGCUGCGUUGUUUCCACAAGCACUCGCAGAUGUGGAGUUUGUGAUUCCAAAAUCCGGUGCCGUCCUACAAAUCGGGGAUGUUCUUAUGGCCCAGUGGAGAGAAUCAGGAAGGCUUCCCCCGAUCACUGACCUCCUACACUACGAUCUCUAUCUCUGCGCCGGCGGGGAGGUAGCGGGCACUUAUGAAGAUGUAGCUCUGCUGUCGAAAGGAAACGUUUUUGCGAGGGGUAACUCAAUAUCCUUCACGCUCGACCCCAGCUUGAGGGAGACGGAUGCAAAUACAUACUUUCUAAAAAUUGUCUCUUGGGGCACGGGUGCCUCCGUCAUAAAUGUUUCUGAGCAGUUCACUAUAACUAAUAUGACCGGUCCUGUCUCAACAUCUGUCUCGCACAGCUUGCCUCCCACAAUUAACGACUCCGCACUUUCGGAUUAUGAAAUGUCCAGACAUCAUGAACUACGAAAGAGACAAGUAGAAGAGGCUCUUACAGUCCCAUAUCAGUUGCAGACCGGGCCUACCAGAUAUGCGCCAAUGGCCAAGAAGCCUGCAAGCACAAUUCCAGCCAAAUUGCCGACUCCCCAAUUUGCGGCAAGCGCAUAUACCAUCGCCACAACAUAUCUCCCCCCAGCAACCGUUCAGGUCACCCUCUCCGCCUCUGUGACAUACUCCGUGGCCAGUAUUGAGAAUACUGCCUCUCCCGCACCACAUUUGCACGACGCACAGAUGAAGCGAUUCUUAGAAAGAUGGAAAGACUAAAUUCGAAGUCUCGUAACAGUGUUCAGCACCAUCUCAAGAGACGUUGAUCUCCCCAUCGUAUUGCUCAUGUCUCAAUCGCUGAUCGGGUCAUUACCGAGCACGUCUCGUGCACCUUCCGGGCAACCAGCUUCAAAGGUUUAUAAGAUUGACCGGAAAUUGCCCAUGUUAUGAUAACGAUAAACGGUCGUUCAUUCACUAAUCAAUCUGGAAUCAAGAAAGACCAGGUAGAUCAUGAUAUCGUUGCGAGAUCGCAUCAGUAACUCUUGUCAAUUACAUAAAACUAGGUAACCUUAGCC